Messenger RNA from Cynoglossus semilaevis (tongue sole), 2697 nucleotides. RefSeq names its product zinc finger and BTB domain-containing protein 5-like. The transcript has 8 exons. The record is from RefSeq and is a predicted model, not a curated record. Gene Ontology annotation, cellular component: nucleus. Gene Ontology annotation, molecular function: RNA polymerase II transcription regulatory region sequence-specific DNA binding; DNA-binding transcription factor activity, RNA polymerase II-specific. NCBI's taxonomy places the organism in Eukaryota, Metazoa, Chordata, Actinopteri, Pleuronectiformes, Cynoglossidae. The coding region runs from base 354 to 2564 and encodes 736 amino acids. Gene Ontology annotation, biological process: regulation of transcription by RNA polymerase II; embryo development.
UUAGUAAUUUGGCUUUUUAAAAUUUAAUUAUUGUUAUGAUUAUUAAUAAAAAAUAUCUUCUAAAAGCAUACACAUGCAUUAUGUUUUCAUUUUGUUAUUUGUGCGACUGGUUUACGUUGCUGUGACUUUUUUGUUCGAACAAAAAGGAAGUGACGCAGUAAAUUCGUGGGCGGAGCCUGUGGUCAAAGGGGAAGCCACUAGAGCUUUAUUAGUAUUAGCCAAUGUGUAGCUGCUAAAUGCUGAAACAUAACAAAUAUCCAGCAUCUCUGUUUUGUACGGUCUACUUCUUGGUUCGUUAUUUUCCCGAGAACACAACUCGGUGCUCGGAUUAAGCAAAGGGCCUCGGGAAGAUAAUGACUAACCGUCUUGCCUUCCAAACCCAGUUGGCCUCCAUCAUGGAGGUCCUGGCCAACGCUGCCGUUGCAGAGAUAUGUAAGCUAGUGGACGACGACUACGCCGUUGUUAGUCUUCAGAUGUCUCAGUGCCAGAGAGAAAACAAGGCCCUGAAGAGAAAGCUACAUCUGCUGGAGCUCAAGAUGGCGAGAGGCAACGCCGAGCGGAGGCUGCGGGAUAGCGCCGCUAACAGUGGCGGCAACGGCCGAACCCGGGUACACAUCGGCGGCGGAGACAGGUUCCGAGAGACCGCGGCCCCCACCGGUGGUGUGUUUGACCAACAAGUGGAUGUUGGCUCCUGGUCUGGUAAAGAUGCUGCUACAGGCUGUACAAUUAACCAGGCGAUCCACUCAGAUGACAUGCUGCCCAAAUCUCCCGAUGUGGGGUUAGAGGAGCAUAAGGAGCUGCUGGUGAAAGAGGAGAACGUCGAAGCAAACAAAGUUGAAGAACCGGAGGAAGAUGUGCCGCUCAUAGGAGAUGAUGGUGUGCUGGAGAUUGUCCAUCGAGGAGCCUCUGGACAGAGUGCUAGACCUGGACAGCAGGACAAUCACCCCCAGACCAGCAGGGCCAGGCCUCCCAGUGGCAGCAGCAGAGGAGUGGAGAUUGGGGUGGGGAGAGAUGUGAUGCUGGUGAAGGUGGAGGAUAUGGAGCCGACGGCAGCAACUCACAACCAGCCUGCUCUCAGCAUCCAGGAGGGGUUGGUGGAGUCGAGCACAGAUGACUACAGAGGAGGUCUGCUUAUCGAAGACCCCUCCCAGGCCACCCUGUCGGACCUGCAAGAGUCUGGGGGGGGCUUCACAGAGGUCAGCUAUGGCCAGUCUUCACUGUGGACUAAUGGGGAGGUCAAUUACUGUGAUGAAGAUCGCCUCGCCGGGCCGUCUUCACACUGUGCUUCCCUCUCUUUCUUGUCCGAUCCACCGAUGGAGUCAGAGGAGGGCAGCUCUGCGCGGGGGUUAGCGCAUGACAGCUCAGUAGACCUUGAGGCCUCCUUUGAGCGGCAGCACUGCAUCGUUAUUGAUUUGUCAGAAGACUCCAGUCCCUCUCAGGUGUCAGGUCACACAGAGCAGGAGGGGCUGACGGUCCAGGGUGCCCAUUCAUACGAGGACCCGGGGGGAAGCCAGGGUCAGGGCCGGCACCGCAGUGUUGGUCCAAGGAAGCAGUCAACUCCCAGCAUAUCCGAAGAAACCAUCAGGAUUACAACGGUCCAGCAUGGGUUAGCAGAAGAGAACACACCAACCACGUCCAACACACCACCACCACCACCACCUAAAAUAUCCAAUAGCAGCAGCAGCAGUAGCACACUUUCCUCCGACUACUCCCUGUUUGAGCUGGAGACAUUCUUCACUCGCUGGGCCCCUGAUCCUGACCCUGGACCAGCCGCUGGUGGCGCUUCUUGCACUGACGACGCUGACACUGAGUGCGACCCGGAUGAAGUCACCAUCGUAGAGACGGAACCAUCAACGACUCGUCAGAGGAUGAGUUUGUCCUCUGCGGCUCACAUUCAACCGUCUCUAACACAAGCAGGGGCAUCUGUGUCCGCAACCCUGAGCAUGCAGGUACCGUCUUCCCAGCGUUCUUGGACCAAAGCGGGUGCGAUGAGGAGAAUGCAGGAGCUGCAGCGGAUGCCACGGGGUCACGCAGGUGCAAAAAGAACACUCUCUCUUAGUGCAGUUUCUGCUAAAUCUGGCUCUCACAAUAGUGAUACGUCAAACAUUUUAGGCAUUAGUUCCGCCUCCAGGACUAUGAGCUCUACCAUAGCUUCACAGCCUUCAUCAUCAUCAGUGUUGGCUGGCAUUGAGGCCACCGUAGCAGCCCAGCAGCGAGCACAUUUCCUAGUUCAAAAAAGUCGGGAAGCCAGCAUAAUGCACAGCGAGGGUCGGAGAAGGAGCUUCAUUUGCCGAAUAUGUGGCAAAGCCUUCACUGGUCAGUCGAACCUAGAGGCCCAUGAAAGGGUCCACACGGGGGAGAAGCCUUAUCGCUGUGACACUUGUGGCAAACACUUUUCUGAGGCUGGGAAUCUAAAGAAGCACCAGAGGGUUCACACGGGGGAGAAACCCUUCCGCUGCAACCGGUGCGGCAAGACUUUUGCCUGGAUCUGCAACCUACGGACACACCAGCAGUCUGCCACGGGCUGCAAUCCACAAAUAGGAAGGGGCGGAGGAAUGGGCUGAAGUGAACACUGUGGUGGUUUAUUUGAUGUACAUCCGCUGAUUGACCACCGGGUGCACAAUAACCAGCAGUAUGUACCAUAGUUUGAGAACCACUCAUCACGACCAACUGAAUUGGGUUGCAAAUUAUUAAUAC